Molecule: messenger RNA, 9056 nt
Organism: Monodelphis domestica (gray short-tailed opossum)
Lineage: Eukaryota; Metazoa; Chordata; Mammalia; Didelphimorphia; Didelphidae
Product: cell adhesion molecule CEACAM1-like
Source: RefSeq, a predicted model, not a curated record
GACAUGGUUCUGGGAAAGCCAGACCAGAUCAGACAAGGAGAGGAGGAAGGUGGCCUUUGAGCUCCAUGUGCCUUCAUGGCUGCCAACGAUGCAGGGGCUCCUUGCUGCUCAGACCCAGAUGCAAAACAUAAAUAGGCAACAGAGUCCAAGUCCAAGUCACAGUGGAAGCCAAAGCCAAAGCCAGAGCCCCAGUCCCAUUGUCAGUCCCAGCCCUUGUCCACCCAGGACUCCUAAAGGGACAGCAUACACCAGGGACCAUCACUCCUCAUCCCAUGCCCAACCCCACACUCACUCCCACCAUUUGCAUAACACCAACCAUCAUCCCUCCAACACUUGUCCUACAAGAAGGAAGGCAACAGGGCUAGCAAAAAGAAAGGCCAAGAAAGGUCGGUCACCAUAUGGAAGGGAAAAACGAGCAGAUAGAAGAGCUCCAGUCCUGAAGAGAAAGAUCCCAGUCCUCUGGAGCAGGGGAAGCAGCCUCCACAGAGACAGAGACAGGCUCUGGAGCAGCCACACAGUCGUUAGCCUGGAGAGCAGCAGAGACAGCUCCAGGGAGACACCCAAGGAUGAGACACCUUACUGGGUAGGAGAACAGAGAUUCCUGGGAAGGAGAGAGGCAGUGACACCUGAUGAGCAGUGCAGACCAAUGGAGAGGCCCUCAAAAGCCUCACAGAGUAGGGGCAGCACCUGGAAGGGGCUCCUGAUCAUCACAGCCACCAUCCUCAGCUGCUGGAUCCAGCCAACGUCUGCUCAAGAUAUCACAGUUGAAGUAGAGCCACCCCUUGGGACACAAGGCUUAAGCGUCACCUUUCGUAUCGUGGGGUACUCGGGGACUCCUGUUAUGUAUAAUUGGUACUAUAAGACAUCAGCUCAGCAACCCAGCAGGAAACAUAUCGUGACAUACAGUACUUAUAAUAGAAGACAGUUACAGACCAAAAUUCGGCAGAGGGUAUACCAUAAUGGCACCAUGUUUUUCCCCAACCUCCUCGUCAGUGACUCUGGUUACUAUGAAGUACAGAUCAUCAAAGAUAGGUUCACUCUGGACAGACCUGAAGCAGGAGCCCCACUGAAGGUGUAUGUGGCAUUAUCCAAACCUACCAUUGUCACCUCCAACAAUACUGCAGUGGAGACCAAGGACAUCUCAUUGACCUGCCAGGCUACGGGUGACAUUCACUCAACAAAGUGGUACAUAAACCAACGUGCCCCAUCUGGUAGCAGGAUACAGCUGACCCCAGAUAAGAGGACACUCACUAUCCGCAAUCUCACAAGAACGGAAAACAAAGGACCCUAUGUGUGUGAAAUGAAGAACCCAGUUAGUUCCGGUAGGAGUGAUCCAUUCACACUGAAUGUUGCCUAUGGUCCAGAUAGCGCCAAAAUUCUCCCUGCAGCCGAUCGUUACAAUGUAGGGGAUCGUAUUCAGUUGACCUGUUCUGCUCAAUCAUCUAACCCACCAGUCCAAUUCACUUGGUUACAGAAUGGACAACCGGUCAGCAACUCAGCCAAAUUCUCUGCUACUGCGGCCCUAAAUCAUGCUGGAAACUAUACCUGUGUUGCAUACAACUCAUUGACUGGCAUAACGCGCACCAAAAGCAUGAAUAUUAUAAUCUACGGGCCUCUGUCAAAACCUACUAUUCUCACCUCCAACAAUACUGCAGUGGAGACCAAGGACUUCUCAUUCACAUGCCAGCCUACGGGUGCAAUUGUUACAACCAGGUGGUUCAUAAACGGAGUUGCCCCAGCUGGUGGCAGGAUACAGCUGUCCCCGGAUAAGAGGACACUCACUAUCCGCAGGCUCACAAGAAGGGAAAACAAAGGGCCCUAUGUGUGUGAAACGGAAAACCCAGUGAGUCUCAGUAGGAGUGAUCCAUUCACACUGAAUGUUGCCUAUGGCCCAGAUGAGGCCACGAUUGUCUCUAUAGACAAUCAGUACCCUCUAGGGGCAAAUAUUACCUUGAGCUGUUCUGCUGCAUCUAACCCACCAGCCCGAUUCACUUGGUUACAGAAUGGACAGUCAGCAACUCAGCCACAUUUUCUAUUACUGCAUCCCAGAGUCACACUGGAAACUACACCUGUAAUGCAGUCAACUCAUUUACUGGCUUGACGCGCACUAAAACCCAGAAUCUUACAGUCUAUGUCUCAGUUUCUUCAUCUGGAAAAGUGGAUAACCUUUUGCUCUGCAUAUAAUAGGAUUCUAUGUGGAGAAAUUCCUUUUUACAUGGUAGGUACAAUAAGCAUUUGCAUUGUCAUCACCAUUGUUGUUGAUAUUGGAUUAUUCUCUCCUGUCCCAGAGACAUACAACCUUCUUUGUCUCCCAACUUCUAGGACUGCAGCUUCAAUGACUGCUCCGCAUUCCUUCCUGCGGUCUUUUCUUCAGUCCAUUUCAUUUGGUUCUAUGGCCCCACAGGUUGUUUCUAGUUUUGGUUGGAGUAUAAAUUAUGGCCAUGCACUGGGACUGGCCUUGAUCCUUUUUGGCAGGGAAAUUGUGGAGAUGGAAUGGAGAAUUUAAAUGUCUCCUUUCACACACUGAGAUUCACCAUUGGACCUAUAUAUUUUUUUUUUCCUUUUUGUUGGCUAUAAGAGGUAAAAUAUUAAAGGUUGUUCUAAAUAUACCAGAGUGUGGCCACUAGAAAUUAAUAUAUGUCAAAUAAGAAUUACUUUUUAUGGUAGUUUGUUUACAAAAGAAGAAAGAGUAAAAGUAAGAACAUCAGAGAAAGUAGAUAUUUUAUUCUACCCUGGUCCAAACCAGGCAGGGCUUCAGAGGCCCCAGCAAAGGGGGUUCAGAUAUAAAUUAAACAAGUGUUUUAUCCACAAGGCCUUCUCCAAGAAGAGGGUUCUCUUGUGGCUAGUACCUCCAAGAAAUCCAGGAAAAGGAAUCAACCUUUUUCACUCACCCACAUGGUAGUCCUAAGGGAAAAUUCAAGAGCAGUCCUGGGUCCCCAGCCAGAGUUCCUCCAGAGUCAAGUUGAAGGCAAAAGACCUGGUCAUAGGAAGUUCUUGCCACCUUUAAAGACCAUUCCUUUUGUCACUAGCUUUGCCUAGGACUGUCCAGGGGCAAGUCAGUCAAUUCUGAUAUAUCACCCACUAUCACACAGAUAGGUCACAGAUCAACUCAUACUUAAGGAUAAGUGGGGUGUAUAGACUUUUGGUGAUUAAAUCUAAAAAUAGGCAGGGGAGAGAUAAUCCCAACUUCACAUGGCAUAAAAUGUCACAUUAGAGCAUGACUACUAUGAAAUGUGAAUCUUAAAAACUAUUCAGACUGCAUCUUAGAAGAUUUUAUUUAAGCUAUUGCCUUAUUGUAACAAUGGAGUUACUUGGUCUAACAAGAAUCAGGAAUGUAUUGGGAACUUGGAAAUUACUCCACCCUACUCAGACAAUGCCUUAAAGGAAGAUAAAGUUGUAAACUCUUGCUUGAACAAUGAAAGUCCCUAACUCAUACCUUAUAGUAAAGCUAGAACCUUAAACUAGGUCUAUUUUUAGAUCUAAUAUAAAAAGAUAUUAAGUGCCUGUAAAGGUUAAAUUAGUUCCUGAAAAGGUCAAGUAACUUACAAAAGGCAAAGUUACCAAAGAGGUAUGAAGUACUCAGAAGAUUUAAUCUAACCAGAGAAGGUGAAAACCAAAGAAGCUGAAAACUAAGAAUAGGCAGUCCUGGAAGAAAGUGUCUUCUGUGAUUGGUAGAUGUGAAAAUUUAGGGGAGGUGACAUAAGAGAAAAUUUCUUUAAAAGGAAGGGGUAAAAAGUCAGGAGACAAUUGAAUUCAGUUUGGAGAGAAAUUUUAGUUUGGAGUGGAAGAACCCCAGCUUGGAGACGGUCUUGUGGGGAGUGAUAAAUAUUGACUCACUCUCCCUUAGGCUCAGGCCUAGGCCAUUUUGGCUUAGGCCUUUUUCUACUGCUUGGCUCAGCUUGAGCCAGAGCAGUUUAAAUUAAUUCUCUCUCUCUCUCUCUCUCUCUCUCUCUCUCUCUCUCUCCUUCCCUUAAUUCCUUCUCUAUUAAUUAAAAUAUUCAUAAUCCCCAAGUGACAUGUGUAUUUUCAUAUUCUGGGAAUUUCCCAUGGCAACCACUUAUUUAGAUAUUAAGUCAAAACACUAAAAUUAUCCUUACAGUUUUGGCAUUUACAGUUUUGGCUGACCACAUCAGUUGUGACAUAACCCUCAAAUUUCUGUGAAAUCUCUUUCCUUUAUCUCUUUAUUACUUGCUUCUGUUAGUCAGCCUGUUUAAACAUACUAACUUGGCUUCAAAACACAGCUGCAAGAGCAGGUGAGUAAAAAACAUUUUAAUUUCUCCUUAAAUUAAAUAGAACACAGCUGUUUUAAAACUUAGCAACAGGGCCUUAAGGUCCUAGGAGAGCCAUUUCUAAAUCUCUUUUCCUUUAGGGAACAACUGCCUAGUUUAGAAUUAAGGGAAACCUGGAGAAAGCUUUGGCCUUGUCAUUCUCCCCACGUGGUUACUUUAUAAAUAUGUGUCUACAGUCAGUUCACAACUUACUUAACAAAUGACUUAUCAGAUCCAUGACCAAACUUGUAAAUAUAGUAUUCCUUGUCUCUCUGAGAUUGCUCAUUCCAUGGAGCUUAUGGCAAAGUAUAAUCAACACACUACUUCCUCCUUGGGAUUUUGAUUGUUGUAGAUGUAAUAUUGUAUAUUUCCUUAAAAAACCCACGUCUCAGUCAAACCAACCGAUUGCUCCUUCAACUAUUCAACAAAAUGCAGAACUAAAUACUCGGCUUGAGCUUAUAGAGGAAAGUCAGGGGGAGAUAGUAGCCUUUAUGAGAAACAUUAAAGGAGAGUUAAGAACAUUAUCAGAAUCUCUGUCCCACCCUGCUCUGGACAAUAUGGCUCCUAGUUCACAAACGUGCCCCCCCCACACCCAAACCAUUUCUCCCUCCACCCAUACUGACACUAACCCUCCUAACCAACCCACUACUCCCCCUUCCCAUGCCCCCUGCCCAUCCUGCUCAGCUCCAGUUCCCCCCUUACCCAUGCCUCCUACCCUACCACCUCCACCCUAAGUUCACACUUAAGUUCACACCCUACUCAUUCCUCCAACCCUAACCCCUCUUCAUCCUUUCCCCCAGCUAAUAACCAUUCUUCCUUUGCCCCUCCUUCCCACCUUGCCCAAUUCAAUUCCCAUACCCUUCCUACUUCUGAUCCUUCUGGCACUAUGGGACAACAACAAACUCUCUCCUUCAGUGUGCACAACCCUUCCCUUUCUCAUACCUAAGAAGCUUAGAAACAGCAAUAGGAGUACCAAAUAAUUCAGAUAGGUUAUUCCCUUUAAGGGAAGUACCCACUUUUAAUAAAAAUAGAAACUAGGUAUCUGUAAGACACCAUACACCUUUUAAAGCUGAAGAUUUAAAUAAAUUUAAGGAAUAUCUUCCAUCAUUUGAGGAAGAAGCAAUAUUAAUUAUAAAAAAGAUUGGAGAACAUAUUCAGAACUUUUGACCCCACUUGGAUGGAUAUUAAAAAUUUAUUGGAAAAUUUUUUGACAAAGAGAGAGAAAAAUAAUGGCAUCUCUCUGACUAUUCAGAAGCAAGGUAGGAAAGGAAAUUAUUGGCCAACUGAAGAUAAACAUGAAAAAUGGUCAAAAUUUGAAAGAACCCAAAAAGAAAUUGAUGAGACCCCCUCCCAGUUUAUGGACAGACAUAUUGACAUAGGAAAUACAUCUAUGGACCUUGAUUUAUCCAGAGAAAGGGACAUUAGAAAAAAUACAUAGGCAAUUCAUUGAGAAUUGUUGUUCAGUGGUAAAAGAUUACUUUAAAACUAGCUAUCCUAAUUGGGACUCUAUGGACCUUGGAAGAAUUCAGGAGAGUAGCAACCUAUGUUUAUAAGGGUCAUGUAAAAGGACCUGAGAAACACAAUACAUUAGUGGAAGACAAAGAAAGAAAUUGAAAUGUUAAAGAGACAAUUGAAAACUAAUGGAGAGACCAUAGCCCCUUUGAAGGAAUCCACAGAUAAAUCAGUAACCUGCCACUUCUGUGAGAAGAAGGGCCACAAAAUGAUAGAGUAUAGAAAUUUUCUCAAGAUUAUUGGAAGGAAUCUGCAGUUUAAUAACAACUACAGAAGUGAUAAUUAUAGAAAUAACUAUAAUAAUGACAAUGGAAUUCACAACUUUAGAAAUAAUAACUAUAGAAAUGACUAUGAUAAUGAUCAUAGAAACCACAAUUUUAGAAAUUAUAGAAAUAACUAUAAUGACUAUAGAAAUAAAAAUUUUACAAAUCAAAAUCAUAGAAAUAGAAAUUGGGAAAAUAAUGACAGUGCUCCAAAUGAAGAAAAUGAUAAUACCCAACACAAUGCCCAACAACAAUAUAUAAAAAAUGAUGCUCGUCUAAAAAGUACUCGAAGUUCUAAUGCCCCUCAGGGGGGUGCCCAAGGAAAGUCCCAAAUACAAUGAAGGUGGUUCUUCUUAGACUCUAUUGAUUUUAUUGAUAUUAAUUAACCUUUUUCAGUUUUGUCUUCCCUCCAAAUAGUAGAAAAGAAUGAACAAAGAUUUAUUGGAAAAUUAUCCACUGAGACUCAUUUAAAAUGGCCUGAAAUUCUCCUUCUGGCCCUAUUUUGUCUUAGAAGCAGGUCUAGAGGAGACCUAAACAUCUCCCCAUUGGAGAUGGUUUUUAGACAUCCACCUAUACAGGAUAAACCUUUCUCCCUGGCAUAUACGUCAUAUAUAUACGUAUUAGGGGGAGAUACUACUAUUGCUUCCUAUAUACAGGAAUUACAGCACAAACUGUGUGAAUUUCAUGAAUCUGGAGCUGAAGUACAAGCUGGACCACUAGAUUUUUCUCUUCAUGACUUGAACCCAGGAGAUAAGGUGUAUAUUAAGAAUUUCAAGUAUACUGGAGCAACUCAGCCUUCCUGGGAAGGACCAUUCCAAAUAUUGUCAACUACUCCAACAUCUAUAAAGGUUGGAGAGAAGGACUCUUGGAUUCAUUGCUCACGUGUGAAGAAAUCAUCUUCUGUUGAGACUGAUUGAUUGUACCCUAUCACAUGCAUUAGAGAUAAUAAUCCAUAGACAAGUAGAUGCUGUUUUUUGAGGAUACAUUGAAUUACUGAUUUUUUCUUUAUUUUUAUUAUUGCUUUUCUUUUAUUUAAAUUAGAAUAUUUGAUUUUUUUCUUUUUUCUCAUUUCUUAUACUAAAGGUACAUAUAAUUAAUAUUAUUUUUCUGCAGCAAUAUGUUAUAUAUAUGUAUAAUAUAUACAUAUAUAUGCUUGCUAUAAUAUUAAUGCAUACACAAAAGCUUUAAAAUAUGGGAACCUGCCAUUUAUUUAUAAAACGUGAUGGGACUGUGAUUAAUGUUUGUGUCUGAUUCUAGGAAAAGGGAUAAAAACAAGAAGCACAGACUUAACCUGAAUAGUGCCAAAAAGAGCACACAGAAAAAAACUAGUGUGACUCAAGGUUGCGAUGCUUGACAUAUGUUAAUUCAUAGGACUUCAUUGUGCCUACACUUUUUAUGAAAUACUCAGACAAGUACAAAUGUUUGACUAUUAUGCUGGCUCCCUAUAUCCCUGAGAAUGACAAAAAUCAGAUCAGGGAAUGACACUUCCCUAUCAAAAAUAAAAUUCUAGGGUUUUUUUUUCUUUUCUUAUAUUUUGGCAACUUCCUGUAGUCUUGGCUGCAAAAAGGGGUAAGUGAAAUAUUACUGCAUUCUGUCCUACAGUCUUGUGGGAUAGAAAUUAUUUUAAAUUGAAUCUUUACAGGGGCCUGUUAGAAAUUUAUUAAACCCAAAUAAGGGCCUAUUUUGAAUUAAUUUUUUUCUUUCCAUUUUUUCUUUUCCUUAUGUUUUUGGUUGUUUUUCUCUUCUUUGGAUAAUUGACUCAUACAACCCCAUAACUCAGCAUUGCAUCCUAAGCUGAACUGGAUGUUUGUUUUUUAACACCCACUUAUGGGGGGGGGGUUGUAUUUUAAUAAAAAUACAAGAUUUUGAAAAUUUUCAUUCGAGAAAGAUUUUCAAGGAUAAAGCUUGCUAACUCCUAAAUAUGGAGAAUGAACUGUUACAGAAAGAUGACAGAAAACCUAUACUACAUAAAGAAGAUCAAGAAUGAACUAUAGGUGUGGGUCAUUGAACUGAAGUUUGAUAGAAAUUUGUUUGUACAUGUACACUUUUAUGCCAGGGGGACUGCCCCUAAUUUGGCUUUCUGUCAAUGUGCCUAGCAAAACAUUGGUUUUGUUUUCUUUCUUUUCUGCUCCUCCCUAACUACUGUAAUUUCUUCUUAGAAAAUUGAAUAUUGUAUAUAUCUGUAGUUAGAAGUGCUUUGGGAACUACAAGAUGAUUAUGUUGAAUGAUCAAUGGGGAGACUAGUCUCCCAAUGAUCAUCAGAGGGGGGAUUGUGAAUCUUAAAAACUACUCAGACUGUACCUUAGAGAUUUUAUUUAAGCUAUUGCCUUAUUGUAACAAUGGAGAUACUUGGUCUAAAAAGAAUCAGGAAUGUAUUGGGAACUUGGAAAUUACUACACCCUACUCAGACAGUGCCUUAGGGGAAGAUAAACUUGUAAACUCCUGAUUGAACAAAGAAAGUCCCCAACUCAUACCUUAUAGUUAAGAUAGAAUCUUAAGCUAGGUCUAUUUUUAGAUCUAAUAUAAAAAGGUAUUAAGUGCCUGUAAAGGUUAAAUUAGUUCCUGAAAAGGUCAAGUAACUUACAAAAGGCAAACUUAACAAAGAGGUGUGAAGUACUCAGAAGAUUUAAUCUAACCAAAGAAGGUGAAAACCAAAGAAGUUGAAAACUAGAAUGGACAGUCCUGGAAGAAAGCAUCUAUUGUGAUUGGUAAAUGUGAAAAUUUAGGGAAAGUGACAUAAGAGAAAAAUUCUUUAAAAGGAAUGGGUAAAAAUCCAGGAGACAAUUGAAUUCAGUUUAGAGAGUAAUUUCAGUUUGGAGUGGAAGAAUCCAGCUUGCAGACGGUCUUGUGGUGAGUGAUAAAAACUGAUUCACUCUCCCUUAGGCUCAGGCCUAGGCCUUUUUUUACUGCUUGGCUCAGCCUGAGCCAAAGCAGUUUAAAUUAAUUCUCUCUCUCUCUCUCUCUCUCUCUCUCUCUCUCUCUCUCUCUCUCUCUCUCUCUCUCUCUCUCUCUC